GGUAUGACAUUACAUAGAAAAAAAUGGAGACUUUCGGAAAGGCAAUGUCAUGUUGAAUUAGCAAAUUUCACACAUUAUCAGAAGAUGGAGGACAGAGAGGAGGCUUUGGGCUUUAAGCCUCAGAAGGAUAAAAUCUACAACAAGUUUUUACCGUAUGUCGAGCAUAUAGAUGAUGAAUCUAUAGCUGCUCUUGCAGAAAUCAAAGGCAAUCUGGCAAAAGCCGUUCUGCUCAGAGACAUCAAAGUGGGAGCGACUUUUUGGGUUGGACAGCUCACAAGAUACAUUCGUCUCUAUGGAAUGAAGUUCUCAAAAGAAGAUCAUGUUCUGUUUAUCAAGCUUUUGUUUGAGCUGACCACCAUUCCUGACCUUGAACUUUCAUUAGUUCCAAAGUUUGCCAGUCAACUUGUUGGCUUGUUGAAAAAACAAAAAUUGUUAACACGAGACGAUUUGGAAUUGCCAUGGAAACCAAUUUAUCAGCUUGUGGAAAAUGUGGCGUACUCACCAUAUGAACACCACGGAUUGCAAUUAUUUCCACAAAAUAUGGAGCAUGAUUUGAAGAACCUUGUUAAUUACUGUAGGACUUAUUUUCCAGUGUCAGCGACCCAGGAGAUGUUGGACGAAUGGCGACCAUUGCUUUGUCCAUUUGAUGUCACUAAUAUUAAAGCUGUUCACUACUUUGAAUACUUCUUACCAACAGAUUUACCUCCUGAAUACCAUGAUAAAGGGUUCAAACUGUGGCUUGAUGAAUUUCUCAACAUGUGGCACUCCUACCAAAAUGCUCCGACUUGGGAGGCAGGUCUCGUUCGAUUGUUUGCACGACUUGCCCACGACACAAUAGGCUAUAUAGACUGGUGUCCUCAUGUAUCCAUGGUUUUCAAUCGCUUCAUAAGAAGUUUCAAUCUGCCGGUCGGAAUGCAGAAAGUGCAAGUAGGUCGUUCUAACAAUACCUACGAUAUCGGCGCCACGAUUACCUGGAUAGUGUCCAUGAUGGGCGGGCCUAAUGGGAGCAUGGUGCAGGAUCACAUAGACAGCUUCUUUAAAGCUCUGCAGUCAUUUUUCCACCCAUCAAACCUGGGAAAGUGGAAUAUUAAGCUGAGUGGGCUACUAAUGAAUUUUCCAAAACUGGUGGUAAAGAGAAUACACAGAGAGAGAUAUAAGAAGAAGGACUGGCUGUCAGUGAUUCCAGAGGAGUACAAACUCAAGGAUUCUGAAAUCACCAGAUUCGUAAAGAGCAUGCAGCCUGUAGUAUCGGUGUCGAUGUUCAGUAAAUACGGAAGUCACGACUCAGCAAUAGCAAUCAGACACCUGUCUAACAUGAGGCCGGAGCUCAUCAUACCAGAUCUAUUAGAGAAGAUGUAUCCUGCGAUGGAGAACCUGAUCGAGCCCCACCGUCUGAUUGCCUGCAUGAACUGUGUGGUGGCUGUGUCUCGCUCAAUGCUGAGUGCCAGGAAGUGGUACCCAGAAGGCCGUUCUCAUGUACUCCCCCUGCUGAACCUCGCACUACCAGGAAUUGACCCUAAUGACUUUAAGAAGUGCCUGGUGACCUUUCAGAUGAUUUCCACCUUUGUGGCUCAGGUUCCUAUUGUUGACUGCUCAGAGGCUGUGUUCAUCAGAAAUGACCUCUCAGAGGAAGAAAAAGAACUAUGUUCAGCUACAGCUCAGUUUGAGGACUUCGUUCUGUUGUUUUUGGACAGAGUGUUUGCCCUGAUUGAGAACAGUGCCCAGGAGCACACUCAUGGUGAUCCCACUCGUCUGAAUCCAGAACAGACCAUGAUGGAGGUGGCGCUGUCAUCAACAUUUACCUCGGUUCUCUUACAAUGUUCUACUCCUAUAUAUGAGUCGGCGCUUUCUCGUCUCUAUAAUUUUAUAACCACUAGUGUGUAUGAGUCCAAUGUUGGCGGCAGGUUCGCAGCAAAUCUUUGCAGGGCAGCAGCAAAGGCAAAUCCUAAGGCAGCAGUAGACAAGUUUUUACCUCUGUUUUGCAAGAAGAUCAAAGAUCUAAUGGCAGAACAUGAAGAAUACAAGACAGAGGAACAUCUAGAUGAUGGAUUCUUGUGGAAUCUUCUCAUGCUCUCUCAGCUUGUAAGAUGCAAUGGAGUAGUGCUGCUCCCCUACAAAGAUGAGCUGCUUGAAGUGCUCCAGCUGAUUCUUCACCUUAAGUGUGUACAAGGCUACGAGCUAGCCUGUCAGCUGAUGAGGUACAUACUAAGGGCCUUAACUCUUCACUAUCCUUUGGAUUAUCGGAGUGUGGCUGGGUCCUUCGACAGACCAGUGUCCGAGUAUCUCGCCAUCAAUGACUGGGCAAUGUCCGGCGAUAUGGAUGACCUUGGAAUGAAGUGGCAUAUCCCCUCAGCUGACGAGAUAGCUUUCGCACAGUGUCUGAUGGACCAUAUACUACAACCAGAGUUAGAGAAAAUCAUGUCAUUAUCAUCGUCCAAUCCAAUGGACAAAGAGGAGUUGUUGCAGAGACUAAACAUUACACUGGAGUGCCUUCUCGGGGCCGGGGCAGCACUUCCUGUUUGGAAGUCGACAUCCGUCAGUCUGUCCAGUUUGAAUGUAAAAACGCAGGUUCCUAUGGAACGCUUCCCAGUUAAAUCGGUGAAAGAAUCAUUAGAGGUACAGUAUAAAGGUGCUAACUUAAGACUGGAAGUUGUGAAAACCAUGAAACAUUUACUGAAAUACCUGAUGGAAUGCACAGAAGAUGAUACUAAGAGUUUGUCGAAGCUAAUUAAGAUUUAUGAGACGGUGUUGUUUUUCUAUGGUGCUAGUAAACAAGAUUUUGAUGCUCGAUGGAAAAGUUUACAUUCUGUUAAAGAAGCCCUGGAGGACAAGAUGCGGGACAGAAGAAAGCACAUCCGAGCUCUGUUGGUUGAUAGAGUUGUCUUACAGCAAGAGAUGAGAAUGCUCUAUGGAAUUCGUGAUUACACUGAUCAUCACCAGGAUAUUUUGUUCGACCUGUACAACUUGGCUGUCAGUAGAUAUGGCGAGGUGAGAAAGAAAGCCCAGACUGUGUUGAUGCAAUGCUUUCAGAAUUUCCCAUACUGCUACCGAUGCAUUCUGGGUAGAGUAUCUGAAAGUCUUGCCCGAAAGGACACCCCUGAAAAACAGUUCAAGGGGACUCUGUAUGUGGUGCUCGGCAGUGGAAAGAGGUGCCUAGCAACCAAGAGAAGCUGGGAGGUGAUUGGUCAAUUAUGGCCUGCCAUUGUCCAGGCUCAGCAAUCGGAGAAGCCCUCUAUAUUACGAGUGGUUGAUGACAUUAUAGCAAAAGUCAGCAAGAAUCUAGAAAGUCCUGGAAUUGAAAUCAAAGCCAGCUCCAGUUGUUUAGAAGCGGCUAGAAGAUUGCUGGCCUCGGGUGUUCCUUUAGCAAAUCCCAGUAAGCUGUCCGACAGUGAGGUGAAGCUGGGUGAAGAAUUUGAGAACAAGUGCAAUGAGUCCAACAGACGGUUAUAUAUUAAAGUUGUGGAAGAUCUUGUGGCGUUAGUCAAUGGUGGAACUUUGAUGUGGAAGUUCAGUCAGUACUGUAUAGAACUACUAACACUGCUACUGAGGCAUGAUAUAUCCACCCCCACCCCAGCGGUGGAACUCUUCACUUCCAACCUCAUUCAUGAUUCCAUCUACAUCAGGAAGCUUUCAAUAGCCUCAGUGUCAGCCAUUCUGAAGCAGCAGAAAAGAAAACAUCCGAAAGUGGUGGUGGAUGCUUUUAAGGGUGUCCCACCCCCUCCCGCUAGAACCUUCCUACCUGGAAGUCGACGGGAUAAUGAAUGGAUCAUGUACAACUCCGACCAGCUUCCAGACAGUCAGGAAAAAUGGGAAGCCAUGGAAUUCGUCGACAAAACGCACUGGGGAUAUUACUGCUGGCCAAAAGAAAUGAAGAUAUAUGCCAAACAGUUGGAGCAACCGAAAUUAGACCGAGUGGAAUUAGAACUGUUAGAUGUUGAAAAACCUAUUUUUGUGAAAAUGAGUGACUCUGUGUUUGUAAAAAAGUUUAUAGAUGUGCUGAGUUUAGAAGAAAAUAAAGGGAAAGACAAAUUCAGGAACAAGCAUCUAACACUCUUCAAGGGUCUAUUUAGGAAUUACGGGGAUACCUUCCUUCCCCACUUUAGAGCUCACAUUGUGGAGCUUCUGUCUGACAGAAGCCACGAACACCACGAUAGUAAACAGAGGUGUGGUAUGGAGAUUCUUGCAGGAGUUGUACGAGGCUCAAAACACUGGCCAUACCAAAAGGUGAGUGCCUUAUGGGACUGGGUAAUCCCCAUUUUGAGAACCUCGCUGGACAAUAUCACCAGUGAGACUAUGAGGGACUGGGGGACGUUCUUCACUGUCGUAUCAGAGAGUCGUGAUCCGCGAAGACUGUACAGGUUCUUCGAGUUACUUCUGGAUAAACCAAUCCAGGAAGGGUCUUCCUCUUUUGAGGACUCCAGUCGCCUGUUUGCAGUGCAGAAUGCUUUGGUACAACAAGAGUGGAGAGUUCCAGAACUCCUACACCGCUUGCUGGGAUUCCUGUUGUCGUAUCUCUCUCACAGAUACAAGAAUGUCCGUGAUAGGGUGGGAAGCCUGCUCUCCAACAUCUUCCUGUACGACUAUAAGAUUCGCAGUGAAUGCACCACAAAGUCUCCCCACAGGCUAGAUUUUGUCCGGAGGGUGAUGCCACAGUUAGAACCAUUGAAAGAUUUGGUGCUAUCAGACAAUGGGAAUAAUGGAAGUUCCAAGGAAGAGAACCACAAAGAAACCCCUGCCACGUCCGAGAAGAUGGAAGUGGAUGACGAUGAGGAUGAAGACAGAAAGACAACAAUCCGAAUGUGUAAAACAGUGUUAAAGUGGAUAUCGGAUGGUCUCGGUAGAAUGUUCACCUCCACUACACCAGAGCUGUUCCUGUUUCUCCCAGUGAUCUGCACCUUAGAGAGUGAAACAAAAGACGAGGAGUUGAAGGCAGACUGUUCUAUGGCCCUAGCCUGCUUCUCUCAGGCUCUCAUUCAGGAGACCAACGUCCAUGUUUGUCUGGAGACUAUCAGAGAGGUGAUGGGUUUAAAGUCAUGGCAUUCGCGGGUGGCAAUCCUGGGCUACAUUCAGGUGAUGGUUUUCUGUAAUCUGUUCACCAUGAACCAGACCAAGUACCAAAAGGAAAUCCAGAACUUCGUACUACACCUCAUCUGUGAUGACCAAGUAGAGGUAAGAGAGAUGGCAGCCAUUACUUUGAGUGGGUUGCUCCACUGUGGAUUCCUGGACAUGGACACAGAUAUGCUGGAUCACUUUGAACUCCUAAGUAAGAACAAGGUGAAGAAGCGCAAGCAUUCAGACUCGGUACCUCCGGACGCUCUCAUAAAGCGGCAUGCUGGUGUCCUCGGCCUCAGCGCUUUGGUGGAAGCUUAUCCGUACGACGUGCCAGGGUUCAUGCCACAGGUCUUAAUGGACCUCAGCAAUCAUGUCAAUGACCCACAACCAAUCCAGAUGACUGUGAAGAAGACACUGUCAAACUUUCGUCGAACUCACCACGAUAAUUGGCAUGAUCAUAAACAAAUGUUCACAGACGAUCAGCUUGUCAUAUUAACUGAUCUGCUAGUGUCCCCAACAUACUAUGCCUGACAACAGACCAGUGUGUUAGGAUUCUAUUAACCAAUAACCUUUUACCCAGGGCGGCAUUACGUGCAUGUGAUCGUAUAUCACCUCAUUCACAAAAAUCAUCAGUUUAAAGACCGUAGAAAUCGUGCAAGUCUGCCUUUUGUUGCCCUUAUUUAUUUCAGUGACAAAUAUAUUGUGAUUAGUGUUUUCCAGAAGAAAAAAACUAUUUUGUAUCCUUUUUGCAGUGAUUAUAAGUGUUGCACAAUUAAAGAAAAUGAACAUUUUUGAAUACUUGUAAUAUUUUAGGACAAUAUUAAAUUAUCCAUCAGCGUCUGCCAGUUGUGUGACAAAUAUUAACAAAGAUUAUCAUAUAGUUUUCAAUGUGUUCAGUAUUGGGAAAAGAUGGGUACAACUAACUUGUGAUUACUUUUAUAUAUAAUGUUUAAGGUUUCUGUAGCCCUUACUAGGGAAUGGGAGAUUUGUUUUAUGGGAUAGUUUAGUGUAGUGUGCCAAAGUAACAGUUCAAACAGGCAUUUAUAUCUAGGACAAGGAAUUAGUAUGGAAAAUACACAUACUUGUACAAUCAUAUAUGUAUAUCAACCAUUUAAUAGGAAAUGUAUGUAUUGAGGCAUGUACAGGGAUUAUAACAUAAGAUGACAAAAGCUUAUUACAAUGUAUUGUACCCCUGCAAGGACAAGGGGGGGGGGGGGGGGUGGAAUUGCCUACCUGUCUAUCUAUGUAAAUCAUGUUUUGGAUCCAAUUUGUGACAGAGAAAUAUAAGUUACCAGAGUAAUAAUACAAGGAUGUGUGAUGAAGUAAUUUCUGAUUGAUCUGCACUGAUCAUUCGCAGGAAAAAGUAUGGCAUGCAUGCAAGCUUGACAAAAAUUGGGGGGACAAAUAUUCCAAUUCUAGUUGGGAGAACAUCCUGGGACACUUGGAUGGAGAAGUUCACAGAUUUACGAUAUAAAGCUACAUUUUAUCUGUAUUCCUUGUUUUUUCACCAACAUCAGUGUAAAAUCUGAGCAGAGGGAGCAUGUUAGCUUAUUGAAAGUGAAGCCGACGUAAAUCACCCUCUGGUGCGAGAUUGGUGUAAAUCACGCUUAAAUCCACGGAUUUACCUGUACAUGUGCGAUUCCAGAUGCCAUACAGAUAUUUACCUGUACAUGUGAUUAACAAUUUUAUCAUGUUGCUGACAAUAUUUGUAAUGUUUCUUUUGGAUGAUGUUUUAAAUUAAAAUAUGUAAUGACAAA
Messenger RNA from Ostrea edulis (European flat oyster), 6809 nucleotides. RefSeq names its product proteasome activator complex subunit 4B-like. The record is from RefSeq and is a predicted model, not a curated record. Gene Ontology annotation, cellular component: nucleus; cytosol. Gene Ontology annotation, molecular function: proteasome binding; peptidase activator activity. Lineage: Eukaryota; Metazoa; Mollusca; Bivalvia; Ostreida; Ostreidae. The transcript has 44 exons. Bases 4 to 5583 code for a protein of 1859 amino acids. Gene Ontology annotation, biological process: proteasomal ubiquitin-independent protein catabolic process.